Mizuhopecten yessoensis (Yesso scallop) is the source of this 1926-nucleotide messenger RNA. Its product is annotated as carbohydrate sulfotransferase 4-like. Gene Ontology annotation, biological process: N-acetylglucosamine metabolic process; sulfur compound metabolic process. The transcript is spliced from 4 exons. The coding region runs from base 159 to 1139 and encodes 326 amino acids. NCBI's taxonomy places the organism in Eukaryota, Metazoa, Mollusca, Bivalvia, Pectinida, Pectinidae. The record is from RefSeq and is a predicted model, not a curated record. Gene Ontology annotation, molecular function: N-acetylglucosamine 6-O-sulfotransferase activity.
UCUGUCUGUUUGUUUUAGCCAGUAUCUUUGGUAUAAACAAGUAUUUCACUCUAUCAGUUUUCGUAAAAGAAGAUUUUAAAAAACUGAGUUUUCAAGAUACUAUCAGCGAAAUUCCGCACGUGAUACCGAAGGUUACUAAAAUCCUGGUUGUAGCAUACAUGCGGAGUGGUUCAUCCUUUACUGCCGAGUCAUUACAACAUGGUCCUGAUGUUUCGUUCUACAGCUUUGAACCUCUUUGGAACGUCGUUAAGAGUUCCAUAGAUGCGAUGGACUGCAAAGGUAGUAAUUGUAGCGUGGUGAACCGGACGGAUGAAUUGUCUCAGACGACUGCUUCAAUAAUCAAGAACAUAUUUGAAUGCAAGAUGUCAGCCCUUCCCGAUGAGGCGUUAUAUGCAUUUUCUUUUUUCAGGCAACUUCGUGAUCAUGAGAGAUUAAAAAACUGUUUCCCAAAGCCCGAGGAGUUUAAACAGAUAACGAACAAUGCAAGGUUAAGUAGCAUGAUGGAACGAAAAUCACAAUGUCUUUCUUUUCUGGAAUCCAGAUGUCGAAAUUCAACAGUUCGUGUUAUCAAGACAAUUCGAAUGUCGUUACAUUUGUGUAAGGACCUAUCAAAGACAAUAGAAAAUAUGAAGAUACUUCACUUAGUACGUGACCCGCGAGCUUCGGUCUACUCACGCAGAAACCUUGGUCUUGAUUUCAGUAAUUCAUCAGUUAAGAUAUUAUGCAAUAGGAUGUCACAUGAUAUUGAUGAAGGUCAGCUGAUAGGGUCUUAUUUUCCCGGUCGGUUUUAUUCACUUAGAUAUGAAUGCCUAGCACGAAAUCCGGAAACAGUUUUAAAAAAAAUGUACAACGACAUGUCUUUAGAAUACGAUUCAGAGACUGAGAAAUGGAUGCAGCUAUAUAUGAAAUCUCAGGAUCGCGGCCAAAACGGUUACCAAGUCUUCCAAUCUAAUUCUUCCAGUCGAUCUACCAAUUGGCGCUUGAGAAUUCCCUAUAUAGACACUCAGAACAUCGAUUCACUGUGCAAGGAUGUGUAUACAAAUAUAGGAGCGCGUUCAUUCAAUUCUGCGAUGGAACUUGAAAAUCUAGGAAUGAGUGAUAUGUAUGUUACUCCCUAUACCGAACGAUAUUGUAAAUAAAUAGGAAUUUAGAUGAAAUGCACCUAUUCAAAAAUAUAUGAUGUUGGUAUAUUAUAAUGUGUUAGAACAAUAUUUUUGUAUUUCAAUGCUUGCGUAGAGAUCUCAUUUUGCUUCAGCUUCUAUGCAAUGGAAAUGUUCUUCGUGCAAUACGUUAAAUUACUCCCCAUCAUGUUCUAUUCAUAUUUAUUACAUUUUUGCUCGUGAACAAUAUCAAAAUAUUAGCCACACUCGUGAAAUAUAUUUGUCAUUACUGAAGACACCAUUAACUAUCCUCUAUAUAUUAGCUUGGUAACAGCUGAUCACAUAAAGACAUAAAUGGCUAUAGUCACUAUGUCCUAGCUUCCAGACUAAGCCCUUUAAUGGGGGCCAUUCUGUCUGUGAUGAAGGGAUAAGCCCGACAGCUUGGACACCGUGUUCCCUGUACGAUCUUUGUGAUAGACAAAUAACAACACGUAAUUGUUCAUUUAUCAAAUUAUACAAAUUCUUAUUGUCUCAUACGGGAGAGUUGCAUGUACUUAGAUUUCUAAGUAAUAACACUCAUUUAUUUAUCACAGCAUAUGCUAUUAUAUAUAUGUACACGUUUCUAAAGUUAUAAUAUCAUCAUGACUUACGACAUAGGGUCACACCGUCAUCCUUACAAUCCUCAACUAAGUAUCGAAGUAUAUGAAAGUCGUAUUGAAAUUAGUGUUUUAUUGCAUGGCAGCAACACUGGUAAAUAACAUAAACAGGAAGAUAAGUUAUAAGACUAGUAGGCAACAGAACAGAAACGACCGAUGAAAUGUAUUUG